ACACACACUCUCUCUCUCUUUCUCCCUCUCUCUUUCUCUCUCUCACCCACCUACCUACCUUACCACAGCGUAGUGGAACACUCAGCAUACAACACACUUAGCUAACCCAGCUAGCAUGCCUGCUGUCUCAGAAGCAUCUCUAGCAUUUGGCUCGUAGAGAAAUAACGAUGGCGGUAUAGCGUGUUAACAGGUUGGAUGUUUUAAUUAAGCCCUUUAUUUUCUACUUUAACCAGCGAAGAGCUCUCUACUCGCUGUCCAGCCAAAUCAAUGAGGAUGAGAACGUAGUAUGUGACCUGAGUGCUCCUACGCCGACUGCAGAGGGGCGAGUGCGGGCGCUGGCCGCUCUGUGGCGCCCCAUACCGGCCUGGUCAUGGGGAACACAGCCACCAAGUUCCGCAAGGCGCUGAUCAGCGGGGAUGAGGUGCUGGCCUGGCACCUUUACGAGAACAAUCCGCAGUUUAAGGAGGCCUUGGACCCCAACGCUUCUUAUGGGGAGCCGUACCAGCACAACACGCCACUGCACUAUGCCUCACGCCAUGCCAUGAGCCGGCUUAUCAGGUCCUUCCUGUUUUGCAAGGAUGGCAACCCCAACAAGCGCAAUGUGCACAACGAGACCUCUCUGCACAUGCUGUGCAUGGGGCCGUUCAUCCUGCUGAGUGAAGGUGCUCUGCAGCCGCGCCUCAGCUGCCCGCAGCUGGACGAGCUGCGCCGUGCUGAGUGCCUCCAGAUGAUUCUCAGGUGGACGGGGGCCAAGCUUGACCAGGGCGAGUACGAGCGUGCUGAUGUCAACGCCACUGACAACAAGAGGACCACCUGCCUGCACUACGCGGCUGCAGCCGGCAUGAAGAGCUGCGUUGAGCUGUUGGUGAAGAGUGCGGCGGACCUGUUUGUGGAGAAUGAGGAGCAUCAGACUCCUUGUGACUGUGCAGAGAAACAGCAUCAUAAGGAGCUGGCCCUCAGUCUGGAGUCUCAGAUGGUCUUCUCCCAGGACCCAGGGGCUCAGGAGAUAGAAGCAGAGUAUGCAGCCCUGGACCGCAAAGAGCCAUAUGAGGGACUAAAGCUUCAGGACCUACGGCGGCUGAAAGACAUGCUGAUAGUGGAGACAGCCGACAUGCUGCAGGCUCCUCUUUUCACAGCUGAGGCUCUCCUACGAGCUCAUGACUGGGAUAGAGAGAAGCUUCUGGAAGCCUGGAUGUCUAAUGCGGAGAACUGUUGUCAGCGCUCUGGUGUGCAGAUGCCCACCCCUCCACCUAGUGGUUACAAUGCCUGGGACACCCUGCCCUCUCCUAGGACGCCCCGUACCACCCGCUCCACCCUCACUUCCCCCGAUGAGAUAAGCCUGUCCCCUGCAGAUGAGGGACUUGCCCUGUGUGAAAUAUGCAUGUGUGCUAUUUCCGUGUUUGAGGAGCCUGUGGACAUGCCAUGUGGGCACGAGUUUUGUAGAUCGUGCUGGGAAGGGUUCUUGAACGUGAAAAUCCAGGAGGGAGAAGCGCAUAAUAUCUUUUGUCCAGCCUAUGAUUGCUUCCAGCUGGUUCCAGUUGAGGUCAUAGAGAGUGUGGUUUCCAGAGAGAUGGAUAAACGCUACCUGCAGUUUGACAUUAAGGCUUUUGUGGAUAACAACCCAGCUAUCCGCUGGUGUCCUGUAGCGCGGUGCGAGAGAGCAGUUCGGCUUUCCAGACCCGGCACUGCUGCCACAGACCCCCUCGGCUUCCCCCUCCUCUCUGCUCCUGCUGUGGAUUGUGGAAAAGGCCACCUCUUCUGCUGGGAGUGUCUCGGUGAGGCCCACGAACCAUGUGAUUGCCAGACAUGGAAAAUGUGGCUGCAGAAAGUCUCUGAGAUGAAGCCAGAAGAGCUGGCUGGUGUCAGUGAAGCUUAUGAAGAUGCUGCCAACUGCCUGUGGUUACUCACUAACUCCAAACCAUGUGCCAACUGCAAGUCGCCUAUUCAGAAAAAUGAAGGCUGCAAUCACAUGCAAUGUGCCAAGUGUAAGUAUGAUUUCUGCUGGAUCUGCCUGGAGGAAUGGAAGAAGCACAGUUCCUCCACUGGUGGCUACUACCGCUGCACUCGCUACGAGGUCAUUCAGCAGGUGGAGGAGCAGUCGAAGGAGAUGACUGUGGAGGCAGAGAAAAAGCAUAAGAGCUUUCAGGAACUCGACCGCUUCAUGCACUACUACACUCGAUACAAGAACCAUGAACACAGUUACCAGCUGGAACAGCGCCUCCUGAAAACGGCCAAAGAGAAGAUGGAGCAGUUGAGUAAAGCCUUCAUCGGCCGAGAGGGCACUCCACCUGACACCAUGUUCAUUGAAGACGGAGUUCAAGAACUUCUCAAGACCCGACGCAUCCUUAAGUGCUCUUAUCCCUAUGGUUUCUUUUUGGAACCCAAAAGCACAAAGAAAGAAAUAUUUGAACUUAUGCAGACUGACCUAGAGAUGGUGACCGAGGACCUUGCCCAGAAGGUAAACAGGCCUUACCUCCGUACCCCUCGCCAUAAGAUCAUCAGUGCUGCAUGCCUCAUCCAGCAGAAGAGACGAGAGUUCCUGGCCUCUGUGGCACGAGGGGUAGCCCCCAAUGACUCCCCUGAGGCCCCACGCCGAAGCUUUGCUGGUGGGACGUGGGAUUGGGAGUAUCUGGGAUUCACCUCUCCUGAGAUGCUGAGGGAUCACCCAAUACUGGGAGGGAGGGAACACAGUGAGAACUUUGACAGUACAGGAGACCAGCAGCAGGAGUACUCAGAGUUCCAGUACAGACGGCGUCACAGGCAGCGGAGGAGAGGGGAUCUACUCAGCUUACACAGUCUUCGCAGCAACACCCCUGAACCCAAUGACCCUAAUGGUGGCAAUUUAGAUUCUCAAGAAGGAAGUGGCUCAAGGAGAUAUGGUGUCUCCACUGCUCUUGGAUCACUGGAUGAAGACGACCCAAACAUCCUGCUGGCUAUCCAGCUGUCCCUGCAGGAGUCCGGGCUGGCCUUGGACUCGGAGCCUCAGGACAUGCUCAGCAACGAGGCUUCAUUGGGGGCCAUUGGCUCCUCUCUGCCUUCCAGACUAGAGCCUGUCCCUCACACUGUGGAGCUUCCCCGUGCCUCACUCAGCAGCUCUGAGCUGUUAGAGCUGGGGGACAGCCUCAUGAGGCUGGGCAACAUCACCAGCCAAUACACGCCGGCUAACAUGCACUCCUACACAGAUGACCCAGGCUUGGACCCCUCUGCCAAUACAAACCUACUUGGCAACAUCAUGGCCUGGUUCCAUGAUAUGAACCCCCAGAACAUUGCACUGAUCCCUUCAGCCACUGCGGACGCUAGCUCAGAUGCGCCUCCUUCUGACGACACACUGAAACUCCACCCCCAGCCACAGGAGGGGGACAGCGAAGUAGAAAAGCCUGAGCAGAAUCUCCACUGUCUAAUUAAAGAUAAUGAAGUGCUGGAGAGGCCGAGCCUUCUGGAGCUGGAGUGUGUGGAGGGUUCAGACCUGCCCAAAACAGAAGCAGACUUGGAAGAGGUGCACUACACUGUGGACCUUGGUAGCACUGCUCCUCACGAGAGCGACUGUGACCCCCAUUCAGAGCCUACUGAGCUCUUAUCAGAAUGGGAGGAACAAGAGCACCUGGUCUGAGGAAGGAGGAUCAUGCAACUCUUCAGUCUGAGUGCUUUUGCUGUGGCCAAACACUAUCCAUAGGAAUAAUUGUGACAGAUUAAGGAAUUUAAGAAAAUUAAGUGUUAAUGCAGUGUGGAUUAAGAACAUGUCAGUAAGAAUGGUUAAUUAAUUGACUGAAUGAAUGAGAAAGGAAUACUCCAGAGUUUUACAACAAUUUUUAGCAUUGCAUCGAUGAGAGAUUUGUGGGCCGAUACAGAAACCCCAUAUUUUUUAUGUACAUACUUGUUGAUCGAGAUCCAUAUUCAGAAUUUCUACUACAACUUCUUGGAUUGCAGCUGCACAGAAAUUUGUUUAAAAUCAUGUAUAAAUUGCAGACAUUGCCAUGCAUUCUACUCUUCUGAAGUACCGUUUACACCAAAACCCCUCAAAAUACAUGCAAAUAGUAGGAAUAACAUUAGGUUCAGUAUCUUCUAAAGAUGCACAGAAUAUUUGGCAACCAAAAAUAUUUGUCAACAAUAUUCAGCUGAAUAUUGCACUUUUGGUAUUUGGACAAUAAGUGAAAAGGGUGAGUAAUUCAAACUAAACUGUGACUUAUGUAUUUUACGCUGUUUCAGAUCACAAUUAUUAAUAUAUUUUACUAUUUCUUUCAGCAGCUGCACUUUACUGGAUUCAACUGUUAGCUAAAAACUGACAGGAGGGCUCCCUAUAGCCAUAGGUUAAUAUGUCCAUAGUUAAUGGUCAUUGGCCAUACACUACAAGUGAUUAUGUGAUGGUGAUUGAAAACACUGGAGUAUUCCUUUAAACUAGGGGUGGCAAACAUACAGCACACAGUUCUAAACCGGAACAAUACUGAAAAAAAAUUAAAUCACAUUAUCUCAUUGUAAUUCAUUAGAUCAGCUAAAAACAGUCUUCAUAAAUCACACAUUGACACUGAUCUAUAGACAUAAACAGGGACAGAGCAAGUUCACAGCAAAACCAACCAGAAUCUCAAUUUUACUGACACUUCACUAAGAUAGGACCUGAUGUUCUUCAGAAAUGUUAGCUAGCACAGUUAGAGCACUGUUGGACCUGCAGGGUUUGAUCACUGUUCAUGAACUGCUUUAUUGGGACCUGUUAUAAUACUAAAGCUCUAAAAGAGGCAGCAAGUAGAGCUGAUUUUGUCAGUCAGCCACUAUUUCACAAAAUGACCUAAUGCUCUAUAAUAAUUAAUAAUCACGUAUAACCAUCAGUACUAAACGGAAAAAAAAAGUACGAAAAAAAUGCAGUGUCAGGUUUCGAUUAAAAUCAUUCCGAGUUCACGUUGGACAUGACAUUAGUUUGCCACCCCUACCACAGGGGAAAAAGAAGUGUAUACACUAUAUGUACAAAUGUUUUGGGACACCUUUGUUUCUUAUGAAAUCAUGGGUAAAUGAAAAUAAUAUACCCUGCUUUCUACUAGAGUUUGUAGAUUGCUGUGAGGAUUUGAUUGCUUUCUGCAUUAUCCACAACUUAUUCCAAAAGUAUUGGAUGGAGUAUGAUUAUUUCAGGCACAUCUGGAAUUAGGCAUAGUGCCAGUAGGUUCAUGUUCAUUGGUCCUAUUGGCAAUACUUUACUAUUGAGGACUAGACAAGCUGUGUGUGUGCAGUUGUACAUCUGUGUCAGCUAGUAGCUAAAUGCAUUCAGUAAAAGGGGUGUCCACAAACAUGUGGAUUUAUAGUGUAACAGAAAUAUGAUAUUUGUGUGUGAAAAGGAGAGUGCUAAGAAGCUCUAAAUCGUAUGAUGAAAAAUGUGGUUCUUUCUGGGUUCUUGUUUAACCUGUAGAGGAACCACAAAGAUGAGGUUACAAAAACAAACCCAUUUACCUGUGUGAAUAGAAAGUGAGUUAUACUACUCUUUUAUUUAUUUCUUUUUCAAAAAGAGAAAAAUGUGCUAAUGCACACUGAAAGAUUUAAAAAGAAGUUUUAAAAAUUAAAAAAUGCAGUUUGCUUUAUCAAGUACUGCAGUGAUCUCAGUCCACAGGCUGACCCAUGACCCCACCAUCAGUCUCGCUUGCUUGCUUCAUGCACUUGCACACAAACCUGUUGCACUUUGUUAAAAGAGACAGGUUUGCUUCAAAUGACUUGAAGCCACUUCUUGACCAGUGCUUCAGGGCAUCCCGGUGAUGACAUUGUGCCUACUUUUGCUAUGAGCUGGGUAUAUACCCAAACUCAUCAUCCCCUGGUUGAAAUGGUUGACUGCUUGACAUUAUUAAGCAUUGGAUUAUUCUAGAAAGUCUGUAAUAUCUGGUGCACAGCUGGAGCCUUUUCCAAUCGUGUCACCAGGGGUCACUAAAGCUCAAGAAGAAAGGUUGGGUGUAGGGAUUUGGAGACUGAAGUUUGCUUUUCCUCUAAACACGCUCAUUCAGUUCUAUCAUUCAGUGUGCCUUUUAUGCCCUUCCCCUAUAUUGUCUGUGUGUUGCCACAUUUAAGUUAACCUCUUAUAGUGAAGAUUUCAUUCACUUAAUGAAAAAAGUGAUUAAAAGAGACUGCAUUUUUUGUUACUCACUUUUACAAUCAAAGCAUUUUGCGGGAACAUUUUGUAUUUCCAUGGGCCAACCAUGUGUUAAAUCAUUGCUUAGAUUUCUUUUACACUGGAUUGAGUCCUGUGUUAGUUGGAAUGUAUACUCUGAAAUGGGGAGUGAGAGGAUUGAAAACCAGAGUUGCAAUGUGUGUCUGACUAAAUUGUCAUUUAAAAAUUA
Molecule: messenger RNA, 6308 nt
Organism: Astyanax mexicanus (Mexican tetra)
Lineage: Eukaryota; Metazoa; Chordata; Actinopteri; Characiformes; Acestrorhamphidae
Gene: ankib1a
Product: ankyrin repeat and IBR domain containing 1a
Exons: 21
Coding region: 371-3610 (1079 amino acids)
Biological process (GO): ubiquitin-dependent protein catabolic process; positive regulation of proteasomal ubiquitin-dependent protein catabolic process; protein polyubiquitination
Cellular component (GO): cytoplasm; ubiquitin ligase complex
Molecular function (GO): ubiquitin conjugating enzyme binding; zinc ion binding; ubiquitin protein ligase activity
Source: RefSeq, a predicted model, not a curated record